AUGUCGGAAGUUAACAUUGAUGCAGGAUUGUUUUAUAAACGAUUAUCAAUUUUUCAAAAACAAUUAACUGCCAACAAUAUACCUCAAGCAUUAAUUAUUGUUGGUGCUCGUAGUGAUGAUAACACUUAUAAAAAAUCAACAGUUUUACAAAAUUGGUUAUUAGGUUAUGAAUUCAUUCAUACAGCAAUUUAUAUCACUGAUAAGAAAUGUAUUUUCAUUACUUCGGAAGGGAAAUCCAAACAUUUAAAACAUUUGACUAAUCAAAAACCUGAUUUGGUUGAAUUAUGGAUUAGAACUAAAGAUGUUGAACAUAAUAAACAAUUGUUUAUUAAAUUAUUGGAAACAAUGACAAAAUUAGAUUCUAAAUAUGGGAAAAUUUUAAAAGAUAAAUAUGAUGGGAAAUUUAUUGAUGAAUGGAAUCAAAUUUUGAAUGAUGAUAACAACAACAACAACAACAAUACCACCAACGACCACGCGUUGAGUGCUGUUGAUUUGGCCGUUACGGUUUCUCAAGCAUUAGCAGUUAAAGAUUCUGAAGAGUUUAAUAAUACCAAGAUUGCAUCUAAUGCCAGUGUAGUUAUGAUGGAUACAUUUGUUAAUGAUAUGAUGAUUAUUGUUGAUGAUGAGAAAAAAAUCACCAAUAGUCAAUUGACUGAUCAAAUUGAAGAUAAAAUUGAAAAUAAUAAAUGGUAUUUAAAAACUAAAUUAGGGAAAAAUUUAUUACAAUCAAUUAAAGAUUUUGAUCCAGAAUAUCUUGAAUAUUGUUAUUCACCGAUUAUUCAAAGUGGUGGUGAUUAUGAUUUAAAACCAAGUGCUGUUUCCACUGAUAAACCAUUAAUUGGUGAAGGGGUCAUUUUAUCAUCAAUUGGUUUAAGAUAUAAAUCUUAUUGUUCUAAUAUUGCCAGAACAUUUUUAAUUGAUCCAACUAGUGAAAUGGAAACUAAUUAUGAUUUCUUAUUACAAUUACAAAAAUAUAUUGUUGAUAAUUUAUUGAAAGAUGGUGUCCCGGCUAAUAAAGUUUAUCAAGACACGAUAGACUAUAUUAAAAAGGAAAGACCAGAUUUAGUUAAUCAUUUCACGAAAAACUGUGGUUGGUUAUUAGGUAUGGAAUUUAGAGAUCUGACAUUUAUUUUAAAUGCUAAAACUACUGAUAGAAAAUUGACUACUGGACAAAUCAUUUCUUUAACUAUUGGAUUCAAUAAUUUAUCAAAUGAUAAAAAUGAUAAAAAUGAUAAAAAUGAUAAUAAGACAAAUCAUCAAAAAAAUAAACAAACUUAUGCUUUAUUAUUGACUGACACAAUUAAAAUUACUGAUGAUUCAUCAAUCUUAUUAACCAAUUAUUCAAAAGAUAGAGCUGCCAUUAGUUUCUCCUUCAAUGAUGAUAAUGAGACCCAGAAGGAAAAUAAUAAUAACAAUAAUAAACGACCAGGAUUAUCCCAGACAUCAAACACCACAGCCUUGAAGUUAGAGUCUACAGAAAAUACUGCUAUUCUUAAAUCGAAAUUACGUCAUGAAAAUACUAAUGCUGAUGAUGCCAAUUCUGAAAAAUUAAGACAAGAAAUUCAAAUAAAAUUACAUGAAAAAAGAUUACAAGAAGGAUUAGCAAGAUUUUCAAAAGCUGAUGCCACUGAUGCUGAUGAUUUUAAACCAAUUUUUAAAAAAUAUGAAUCUUAUGUUAGAGAAUCACAAAUCCCUAAUAGUGUUAAUGAUUUAAAAAUUCAUAUUGAUUAUAAAAAUCAAACAAUAAUUUUACCAAUUUCUGGUCGUCCCGUUCCAUUUCAUAUCAAUUCUUAUAAGAGUGGAUCACAAAAUGAAGAAGGAGAUUUCACUUAUCUUCGAUUAAAUUUUAAUUCACCAGGUGCUGGUGGGAAUGUCACCAAAAAACAAGAAUUACCUUAUGAAGAUUCCCCUGAUAAUUCAUUUUUAAGAUCAAUUACUAUUCGGUCAAGAGAUCGUCAAAGAAUGGUUGAUGUUUAUAAAGCCAUUCAAGAUUUGAAAAAAGAUUCUGUUAAACGAGAACAAGAAAAGAAACAAAUGGCUGAUGUUAUCACUCAAGCUAAUUUAAUUGAAUUAAAAGGUUCAAGAGUUAAAAAAUUAAAUAAUGUAUUUAUUAGACCAACACCUGAUACGAAAAAAAUUGGAGGAGUUUUACAAAUUCAUGAAAAUGGGUUAAGAUAUCAAUCACAACCACAAUCACAAUCAAAUUUUAAAAAUGAUCAAAGAGUUGAUGUAUUAUUUUCCAAUAUUAAACAUUUAUUUUUCCAACCUUGUAAAGAUGAAUUAAUUGUUUUAAUUCAUUGUCAUUUGAAAAAUCCAAUCAUGAUUGGUAAAAGGAAAACUUUUGAUGUUCAAUUUUAUCGUGAAGCUAGUGAUAUGGCAUUUGAUGAAACUGGUGGUCGUAAACGGAAAUAUCGUUAUGGAGAUGAAGAUGAAUUACAACAAGAACAAGAAGAACGAAGAAGGAAAGCCCUCUUGGAUAAAGAAUUUAAAGGAUUUGCUGAAUUAAUUGCUGAUUCUUCUCAUGGUAUGGUUGAUUUAGAUAUUCCAUUCCGAGAAUUAGGAUUCCAAGGGGUUCCAUUUAGAUCCUCAGUAUUAUGUGUUCCUACAAGAGAUUGUCUUGUUCAAUUAAUUGAUCCACCUUAUUUAGUCGUCACAUUAGAAGAAAUUGAAAUUGCUCAUUUAGAAAGAGUUCAAUUUGGGUUAAAAAAUUUCGAUUUAGUGUUUGUUUUCAAAGAUUUUAAUAAACCCGUGGUUCAUAUUAAUACUAUCCCCGUGGAAUUAUUAGAAGAUGUUAAAUCUUGGUUAACUGAUGUUGAUAUUCCUAUAAGUGAAGGACAAAUGAAUUUAAAUUGGGUACAAAUUAUGAAAACUGUAUUGGCAGAUCCUUAUCAAUUUUUCAUUGAUGGUGGUUGGGCAUUUUUAACUGGUCAAGGUGAAAGUGAUGAAGAAGAAGAAAGUGAUGAAGAAAGUGAUUUCCGUGUUAGUGAUGAAGAUCCUCAAGAUGAAGAUGAAGAAAGUGAUGAUUAUGCUAGUGAAGAAGAAAGUGAUGAUUAUUCUGGAAGUGAUGAUGAUGGUAGUGGUGGUGGUGGUGAUGAUGAUGAUGAUGAUUCAGAAAGUGGAGAAGAUUGGGAUGCAUUAGAAAGAAAAGCUGCUAAAGCCGAUAGAAAUUCUGGUUUUGAUUAA
Molecule: messenger RNA, 3183 nt
Organism: Candida albicans SC5314
Lineage: Eukaryota; Fungi; Ascomycota; Pichiomycetes; Serinales; Debaryomycetaceae
Gene: CDC68
Product: chromatin-remodeling protein
Exons: 1
Coding region: 1-3183 (1060 amino acids)
Biological process (GO): transcription elongation by RNA polymerase II; positive regulation of transcription elongation by RNA polymerase II
Cellular component (GO): FACT complex
Molecular function (GO): nucleosome binding
Source: RefSeq, a predicted model, not a curated record